GAGGAAGAGGGGGAAGUUGGCGCAUGCGCUUCAGGCUGAUGGGUUUGAAAUGGCUUCGGUGUUAGCCGGGACCCAAUUCAGGUGAAGGUCUAGUUCUCUCCGUUCAAGCGGCGGCGGAGGUGGCGGAGCUGAAGUCCAAUUGAUCCGCGGAAGGCCUGGGAACGACCCUUUCGGUAGCACGGCGCCUGCUGGCUGACGACGGUCACUGCUAUAGAAGACAAACACGUGAAGGUCUUCCCCCAGCUUCUAGCAUGGCUCAGUUUGGAGGACAGAAGAAUCCACCAUGGGCUACUCAGUUUACAGCCACUGCAGUAUCUCAACCAGCUGCAUUGGGUGUUCAGCAGCCAUCACUCCUCGGAGCAUCUCCUACCAUUUAUACACAGCAAACUGCAUUGGCGGCAGCAGGCCUUACCACGCAAACCCCAGCAAACUAUCAAUUAACUCAAACUGCAGCAUUGCAACAACAAGCCGCAGCUGCAGCAGCUGCAUUGCAACAGCAAUAUUCACAACCUCAGCAGGCCUUGUAUAGUGUGCAGCAACAGUUACAGCAACCUCAGCAGACCCUUUUAACACAGCCAGCUGUUGCACUGCCUACAAGUCUUAGCCUAUCUACUCCUCAGCCUGCAGCACAGAUAACUGUAUCAUAUCCAACACCAAGGUCCAGUCAACAACAAACUCAACCUCAGAAACAGCGUGUUUUCACAGGGGUGGUCACAAAACUACAUGAUACAUUUGGAUUUGUGGAUGAAGAUGUAUUCUUUCAGCUUAGUGCUGUCAAAGGGAAAACCCCACAAGUGGGUGACAGAGUAUUGGUUGAAGCUACAUAUAAUCCUAAUAUGCCUUUUAAAUGGAAUGCACAGAGAAUUCAAACACUACCAAAUCAGAAUCAGUCCCAAACCCAACCUUUACUGAAGACUCCUCCUGCUGUACUUCAGCCAAUUGCACCACAGACGACAUUUGGUGUUCAGGCUCAGCCCCAGCCUCAGUCACUGCUGCAGGCACAGAUUUCAGCAGCUUCUAUUACUCCACUACUGCAGACUCAGCCACAGCCUUUAUUACAGCAGCCACAACAGAAAGCUGGUUUAUUGCAGCCUCCUGUUCGUAUAGUUUCACAGCCACAACCAGCACGAAGAUUAGAUCCACCAUCCAGAUUUUCAGGAAGGAAUGACAGAGGGGAUCAAGUGCCUAACAGAAAAGAUGACCGGAGUCGUGAAAGGGAAAGAGAACGUCGUAGAUCCAGAGAAAGAUCUCCUCAGAGAAAACGUUCCCGAGAGAGAUCUCCUCGAAGAGAGAGAGAACGAUCACCUCGGAGAGUUCGCCGUGUUGUUCCACGUACACAGUUCAGUUUUCCAAGUUUUUCUUUAGAUUGUCCUAGUUGUGACAUGAUGGAACUAAGGCGCCGUUAUCAGAAUUUAUAUAUACCUAGUGACUUUUUUGAUGCUCAGUUUACAUGGGUGGAUGCUUUCCCUUUGUCAAGACCAUUUCAGCUGGGAAAUUACUGCAAUUUCUAUGUAAUGCACAGAGAAGUAGAGUCCUUAGAAAAAAAUAUGGCCAUUCUCGAUCCUCCAGAUGCUGACCACUUAUACAGUGCAAAGGUUUUAAUGCUGAUGGCUAGCCCUAGUAGAGAUUUGUAUCAUAAGUCAUGUGCUCUAGCUGAAGACCCACAAGAACUCGUCGAUGGAUUUCAGCAUCCUGCUAGACUUGUUAAGUUACCAGCAGGUAGUAAAAAUGAUAUGGAAAGUUUUAGUGGGCAUGAAGGCAAGGAUGAAGCCAGCAUUGGAGGCCACUGGUCUCUGUUGGAUGGACCAGACCCAGAAAAAGACCCCUCUGUGUUGAUUAGACUGCUAUUCGUUGUUGAAAGGCUUCUGACAGGCAUUGAUCUAAGUGUAUGCACACAAUGGUACCGUUUUGCAGAGAUUCGCUACCAUCGCCCUGAGGAGACCCACAAGGGGCGUACAGUUCCAGCUCAUGUGGAGACAGUGGUUUUAUUUUUCCCGGGUUGGCAUUGCCUUCCCACCCGCUCAGAGUGGGAAACCCUCUCCGAGGAUACAGCAGCAGCUGGUCGAGAGCUUUAUUCUAGUCAUGGAUAUUUGAAAUUGGACAACCACAAGUCUGAGAGAUUUGAAAUUUCAGGCUGUGUGGCCAUCGUCUUUGGUGUACAUUUGAAAGGUCUGACUAAAUCAGUCUUAACUUUGGGUGGCUUGAAAAUUGGGGCAGAUCACACACUAGAGAAAGAUGAUGGUGCUAAAGAAAUUUCUACUCCUACCCAUUGGUCUAAACUUGAUCCAAAGACAAUGAAGGUAAAUGAUCUCCGAAAAGAAUUAGAAAGUCGAACCCUUAGCUCCAAAGGGUUAAAGUCCCAGCUGAUAGCCCGAUUGACCAAACAGCUUAAAGUAGAAGAGCAAAAAGAAGAGCAAAAGGAAUUAGAGAAAUCUGAAAAAGAAGAUGAAGAGGAGGAUGAUAGGAAAUCUGAAGAUGAUAAAGAGGAAGAAGAAAGAAAACGUCAAGAGGAAAUGGAACGUCAGCGUCGUGAAAGAAGAUAUAUUUUGCCUGAUGAACCAGCCAUUAUUGUACAUCCAAAUUGGGCUGCAAAAAGUGGCAAGUUUGAUUGUAGCAUUAUGUCUUUGAGUGUACUUUUGGACUACAGAUUAGAAGAUAAUAAAGAGCAUUCAUUUGAGGUUUCAUUGUUUGCAGAACUUUUCAAUGAAAUGCUUCAAAGAGAUUUUGGUGUCAGAAUAUACAAAUCAUUAUUAUCUCUUCCUGAGAAAGAGGACAAAAAAGAAAAGGAAAAGAAAAGCAAAAAAGAUGAGAGAAAAGAUAAAAAAGAAGAAAGAGAUGAUGAAGUUGAUGAGCCAAAGCCCAAACUGAGAAAAUCAGGCGAUGACAAAGAUAAAAAAGAAGAUAGAGAUGAAAGGAAGGUCUGUAAUCAGAAAAAGAAGAUAAAGAAAGAUGAUUCUAAAGAUGAUGGAACUGAAGAAGAUAAUAAUCAAGAUGAUAGACCAAUGGAAGCAGAAGCAGCUGAGGAUGAAGAUGAUGAUCGGGAUGAAGAAGAAAUAAACAAACGAGAUGACAAAAGAGAUAUCAGCAGGUACUGCAAGGAGAGGCCCUCUAAAGAUAAGGAAAAAGAAAAGACUCAGAUGAUCACAAUUAACAGGGAUCUGUUAAUGGCAUUCGUUUUAUUUGAUCAAAGCCAUUGUGGUUACCUUCUUGAAAAGGAUUUGGAAGAAAUACUUUAUACUCUUGGACUACAUCUUUCUCGGGCUCAGGUAAAGAAGCUUCUUAAUAAAGUAGUACUCCGUGAAUCCUGCUUUUACCCGGAAAUUAACAGAUACCUCAAAGAUGAAGAAAACCAUGAGGAGUCUGAAGCACUACAAGAAGAUAUGCUAGGAAACAGGUUGUUACUUCCAACACCAACAGUAACAGAAUCCAAGGAUGUGGAAGAAAACGUUGGCCUUAUUGUGUACAAUGGUGCGAUGGUAGAUGUAGAAGCUUUGCAAAAAUUGGAAAAAAGUGAAAAAGUAAGAGCUGAAGUAGAGCAGAAGCUACAGUUACUAGAAGAAAAAACUGGUAAGGAAGGAAAAACCAUAUUAAAUUUGGAGAAUUCCAACAAAAGUCUCUCUGGUGAACUCAGAGAAGUUAAAAAGGACCUUAGUCAGUUACAGAAACUUAAAGAUGUCAGAAAACUGAAUUUGCAAUUUGAAAACCAACUGAAUAAGACAAGCAGAAACUUAUCCACAGUAAUGGAUGAAAUCCACACUGUUCGCAAAAAGGAUAAUGUGAAGAGUGACGAUAAAGAUCAGAAAUCCAAGGAGAAUGGUGCAAGUGUAUGAUGAUACAUGUAGUGAUGAGGAAUGCUGUUAAAUAAUGUAAUAUAAAAAAUCAUGAUACAAGAUGUUUGAAAGUGAUGCAUGUUUGAUUUUAGUAGUAUAAAUGUCUGUUAGUUCAAAUGAUGUAUAAAGUUUUAUGAAUGUGAGAGUCUCUGCUUUUGAAAAUUGCUUGUAAUUCCUGGCAUUCAAAUUAUUAAACACUCCUUGAGUGAAAUAAUUUUGCAUUGCAAAAUGUUUUAGGAUGAACUUUGUUAUAGUUUUAACCCCAAUAAAGUUCAUCUAUUUAAUUGACAGUA
This is a messenger RNA of Phyllostomus discolor (pale spear-nosed bat), 4123 nucleotides long. It is a transcript of the gene CCAR1, whose product is annotated as cell division cycle and apoptosis regulator 1. Gene Ontology annotation, biological process: regulation of DNA-templated transcription. Gene Ontology annotation, cellular component: nucleus. Lineage: Eukaryota; Metazoa; Chordata; Mammalia; Chiroptera; Phyllostomidae. The record is from RefSeq and is a predicted model, not a curated record.